This is a messenger RNA of Amoebophrya sp. A120, 2695 nucleotides long. Lineage: Eukaryota; Dinophyceae; Syndiniales; Amoebophryaceae. The record is from the annotation of a GenBank genome assembly.
AUGGGCCCCAAGCGUCAAGCCGCCCCUGCUGGGUCAACACGCGGCGGAGCUGCAGCCGCAAAAAGUUCCAGUUCCACGGCAGCAAAUGCGAAAGGCGUCGAGAAAGAACGGGGCACCCGCAUCGAAGAGCAAUUUCAAGAAGCCCAGGAGCAGAGUACUGCAGUUUGGCUGAACACCGCGGGCCGCAGCAUUUCGCCGCAUUUUUGCAUCAAGGCCGCACAGGAAGCCAUCCUCAAGCAGGAGUCGCCCUGGCUGCUCGGCGAAGACGACGAGACCCCGUUGCGGGAACUGUUUUCUAAAUUGAUCCCCACCGCGCUACCGGAGGAUAUUGCGAUCGCCAGUGCCGCGUCCACGCACCUGAGCACGCUGGCGUACAACUUCCAGGAGUAUCAAAUGCAAAAAUGUCUGGGUCUGGAAGAUUGCGAGAUCUGUCAUGCUGAUCUGGCAUGGCCCUUAACUCUGUAUUGCGUGGCCACAAACAGCCUCUCUCGCCUGUCAUGCAAAAACGCAGUUUCUCAUGCGGAAUACGCAGCACAGAAGCGCGAAGAAACUUGUCAUGCUUGGUGGCGCAUUACACUGCAUUUCUUAUUGACUGACUUGCAUCACAAGUUUCCAGACCCAGACAUUUUUGCAUGUCAUAAGGAGCAGUGGAGAAACGAGGACACCGUUCGGAAAAUCACCGGGUUGCGAUAUCCUAUGUAAAAACGUCCCCAGACCAUAGUUGUAUUGCAAAUCUGCAUGCUGAAAUUGUUUCUCAUGCGGAUCCCCAUGAGAAGCAUUUUCCAAUCGUGUUCUGCAAUUUGUCAUGCUCCAAUCAGCAUGAUAUACUAGGUCUGUGAUGCUGCUGAGCUAGCUCAAACAGCACUACGCUACGAGUCCAAAUCUGUCAUGCAAGACAGCCAAAACUUGUGGGUUUGUCUAGCCAAUCCCCCAUCUUGACUAUGGGGUGGGGACGUUUUUACAUAGGAUACGCGACUGGACCCCAUCAAGCGGCUCGUGCUGGUGGUGGAGGAGCAGUACACAAGUAAUGUGUACCCUUGGCAGGAGCUGCUGGUGCGGGAGCAAACGCUGGACGUGGAUUUCCUCGUGGUGAAAACCACGAACGAAGACGACGACCUGACGGAUUUGGUGAUCCAGGCGUACAAAAUGCAGAAAAAGCACGUGAAACUCGUGGCGCUCAUGCAGAGCCGGUGGAUCGACGGGCGGAUGAUCGAUUUGCAAAAAGUCGCAGCGGAGUUGGCGGAGGACUGUUAUUUCGUGCUCGACUUGACCCAGUCGCUCGGUGUCAUACCGGUUCCAGGCUCGGUAGCUCGCCGAGCAGACGCGAUUGUGUGCACGACGCACAAGUGGCUGCUGGGGCUCUACGGGAUCAGCUUGAUGUACGUGAACUCUUCGCGGAAGAAAAACUUGAGCUUGCAGCAGCAGAGUACGAAGAGCUCGCAUGCGCACAGCGUGCUGCGAACUCUAGACCACCACGAGCGGAACAGGAUUGGAUGUGUCGACGGCGCUUGCUUGCCAUUUUUGCUGAACGCAACAGGCAAGAGGGACGAACUUUCGGAGCAGGAGGUUGAGUCACUUUCCCCUGCGCGGUUUCUCGGGGGAAACGCGAAGGCUGGCGGUGCGGCUGCGAGAGCGAGAAAAUCGCUUUCCGACGCGGCGCGGAUGAGCCUGGUGCCACUAGAAGGUCCGGCUACGAAGAAGGCGAAAAAGGAAGAGGGGACCGGCUCACCUGGAAAAAACAACAAAGCCUCGCCGUCUUCUCCGAAAGCAAAAGCGCAAUCACCCUCUACUCCCGAGAUAGUGAAGGAGAAACCACCGAUCUGCGAAGUUUUUGAAAAAGCCCUCUACGAGCCGGCGUUUCGAGCAGGCGCCGGGUUACGUUUAGACAUGGGCGGGCGACCGGGGAACCCGAUCGUGAUGCCGGCACUGCUCGCGAGUUUGGAUUUGAUCAUCAACCAUUGGAAAGUUGAAACCAUUCAAAAGAAGUGCGAGGAGCUAAUGAAGCAGCUGAAGGAGGAGAUACGGGAGCUAAAUGCCGAAAUCGAGAAGAAGUCACUGUCCUUCGACAAAUUCCUGCAGAUCACCUACCCGAAGCACCACUCGCCGCACAUCAUCGGCCUGCGCUUCGGUGCGAUGAAGAAAAGUAAGAAGAGUUUUGAACUGGAUACAAGUGUGAAGAUCACGACGGAAAAGGCGCAUCAGCGCUUAUCAAACUCUGGCAUACAUACGAGCUACCGCUCGGGGUACAUUCGCGUUAGUCUGUAUGUCUAUAACACACCCGCAGACGUGACGCGGCUGGUGCGGUGUCUCAAAGUGUACUUGUUUGACGCGCUAACGCUGUCGUGAUAGAAAGAAUAGCACGAGGACAGCAAGAUGAUGAGUACGAUGUUGGUGCUGCUUCACGUACAGUGAAAUCGGCACAGAACUGAUUCGCUGCAUGAUAGCGGCUGCUGAUUCGGCGCAAAUGACAUCUCAGGGUUUGUCUUGUGUUCAAGUGCAACCAGCACAGAAAAAGCGCCCGCGCGGGGUGUAAGUAUUCCGCAACGUGACGCACGCACAACAUCAACAAAGGCGCGCAGCUUCACGGCCCGGAUGGCGAUGACUUUGAGGACGACGGCAACAAAUGCCGCGGUCUGAAGGCCGGGCCUCCGCGAUGCGUAUCGCGGCCAUUGCUAAGCAAAUUCAAAGCGCCGGC